CUUAUGCGCCGCCGGAACGCGAUCACCACUGAUAGAGUAGGUCUGUGGAUCCGUAAGGAUAGGUACGCGAAGGGGCACGAUUACGCGCGAACGUUUUAUCAGCUGAUACGCGCCACGGGGUGUUGACGAGAGUUUGGUCUGCUGUGGAGUUCGUUGUGCCACUGUUUAUGUUAAGUGAAACAAAUAAGAAGUUGUUAGCGUUUUAACAAAUGAAAGGUGAUUUGUUAAUGCUAAAGCAGUGGUAGUAGCAUAGAAAGGGCUUACUUGGUUUGAGUACAGCUAUAACUUUCAUCUGUUGGUGGUAACUAGAAGAAAUGUUAAUACGGUUGACGUGCAGUGAAUGGUUCGUUGAUUGUAACAUAUGAUAUGCUAAUGUUCAACAGAAACAAGAUAUAGGUUGAUGCUGUUGGUUUUACUUUGAAUAAGUGAUUGUCACGCGAAAAUUACACAUUUAAUCUAUAUGCAUAUCAUGAAAUAUAAUACCAGGUGUAAAGAAUCAAAUUAUGAAAACUACGCAUGCCUACGAAUUGCGUUGUAAACGAAUCGCUAACGAAACGCCAAUCAUAGCAUCAUCAUUCGCAUCAUUUGUUCGACCGGAGAGGAUUUCAAUUUUACGUUGGCGUAGGUGGAGAAGGCGUUGAUUGAUGAUUACCUCCCCUGCUGAGCAGCAAUAAAUAUGGCCAUCGUCGUCAGGGAUUGGUGCCGGGAAAGCCGUUCUCGGAGUGUCUCGCGAAGACCAGCAUCACCACCUCUUCCACGGCAACAAAUGCAACGGGCUCCAUCGGAUCGUGCCAUAGUUCAUAGACAAGGCGACCGUUUCAUCGCCUCUGUGGGGCAUCAAUCAAGAUUUCACAUCGUUAUUGGCCUGUUGAUUUCACAGCUCCUGGCGGCAUCGUACGGGGCCGAAUUCAUGACAGCAGGAAUUGCCGGUGGAGGUCAUCUACCGGUUAGCAUUAAUACUCCCCAGCUGCAGGCCCAAAACUUUUCCCCAUCCGCAUCCCUAAUGGGAUCUGAUUCGGAUCGAAUGAAUUUAACGGCCUCACCAGUCAUCAGUAAUAGUAGUAGUAGCAGCAGCAGCAGCAGUAAUAGUAAUAGUAACGAUAGUAUAAUAAACACUAACCAAAGAAAACAACAGCAGAACCAGGCAAGCGCCAAGGAGGCUUUCGGAUUGACCUGGAGUGCACUUAAGUACGUUAACAAAGGAGAAACGGGGAAGAAACGGUUCGAAAAAAAGUCAAUCGUUGUGACCCCACAGCAGCAACCGCUGGAUAUGGGCAGUUGGCAAUGUCCCAACAUUAGUCAGAAUGCGAACCUGGAGUGUGGCUGUGAUUUGCCUCAUACGUUGCGAUGUCGAGGAGACCUCCAUGGGCUGGAACUAAUAGCGGAAGGGCUAAGAGCUUCCAUGUAUUCGGUGUCAUUGCUAGACUGCACGUUAAAGAAUGUAACCGUCUUAAGUGACGCCAAUAUUUUCGAAAAUGUCUCACUGCAGGGCCUAGUCAUCUCUUCUGGUGAAAUAAAGCGAGUCCAUAGAAUGGCAUUUGCAGGUAUUAAAAACUCACUGCAAGCACUAGGACUGCCGAAUAAUGCCUUGGUAGGGGUACCAAUGCAGUCACUGGCAGCAAUUCCUCAUCUAGAUCGGUUAGAUUUAUCAAAUAACAAACUCAAGUCCAUUCAAAACACAGAUUUCAUAUCGCUGUCGAAACUUUCAUACCUGGAACUAGGGGAGAAUCAAAUUUCAUACAUUGCCCCAAAAAGUUUCAUGCCGUUGAGAAAUUUGAUUCACCUUAAGCUAAACGGAAACAGGCUCGGAGAAGCUCCGGAAAGUAUGAAAGCGCUUGAAGCCUGUCUUAACCUUCGAGAACUUGAUCUACGGUCUAACACCAUUCGGGGACCUUUAAAAAAUACGACUUUACCCGUAAUCAAAGGCUUGGAAAUCCUUAACCUAGACAAGAAUUCUAUCACCAGCAUUCAAAAUGGUGCCCUUGAAGGACUAGCCUACCUGCAGAUGCUUUCUCUUCGACACAAUCAAAUUGACGUCUUGCAAGAUCAUGCCUUCUCCGGUCUUGCCUCUUUGCAGGUUUUGGAUCUGGGGCACAACGGCAUAGUUGCUAUAUCCGGAUCGUCUCUCAAACAUCUUCCAAGAUUAAUCGUUCUAGAUUUGACUCACAACUUCUUGCGUGCGCUGACAUCCGAUAUCGUCUCACCGCUACCUUCACUAAAGGAACUUCGCUUGGAUGGCAAUGACAUAUCGAUCAUCGCACAAAACGCACUGUUCAACGCAUCCUCUCUCCAUAGUCUCUCACUGGAAAACAAUCCACUAACCUGCGAUUGUACAAUGAGACCAUUUGUCGAAUGGUUAGCGACCUCCAGGAUAGCGUCGCAGGAUGUACUGGGGGCGGUUUGUGCUACCCCACCCCACUUGGAGGGAGCAUCGCUGCUGCAGAUCACCGUCGAAUCAAUGAAAUGCAACGUCAACGGGAAAGACAAAAUCGACCAGAGUACGUUCCAAACCAUUGAAGUUAUUCUGAAGCUGAAGAACAAUCAAUCGUUCAUUCGGGACAUCAGCGGUGACGUGCAGCUUCGGGGGAUCAAUUUUACCGACGAAAGCGAUGUGUUUCUUCGAUGGCGACUGCAAACGGACGAGUACUCCUGUCGGUACGUGUACGUGUUUCACGACGACGAUCCGGAGAAUAUACUGUAUAGUUCCGAGGCAAUCUGUCUUCAGGUGUCGGAAUUGGCCAACGCUACGGAUUACGAGUUUGUUACCAAACUGGUUGGAGCAUAUGACCUUCAGAGUGAAUUAAGCUACAAAUUCUGCCUCAUCAUGAAGGAAGACAUCUCCAAGGACGAAUUCUUGGGCACAUGCCAGGUGGCAACUCUUCCCCAGUCGGUUCCCAUUCGAACGAAGAGUAAAUCCAUUAAGAAAGAAUUAGUUCAGUUAAAUGAACCACCAUCGCCAUCAUCUUCCCGCCCGGUAGCAAAAGAAUCGGAUAUAUCCGAUCUGAGCCGCAUAGUCGACGGCGAUCGACAGGACGACGAAGCGGACGAAGCCGGAACGUAUUACGACGAAAUGCUCGGUGGCAUCGAGAGGGCAGGUAGCGAUUCCGAGAUGGAAGCCCUGCACCGAAUGCGAUUGGAGGAAGCGGCCGCCGCCAAGUUGCCCUCCGUAGGAGCCAGCAGAGCAGUGUUGGAAGGCCUGGGAGCCUUCAUUAUUCUGACAAGCUUGAUGGCAUUCAUCUGGGCAUUUAUCAGGCUAAAAAGUGGCCAUCGAAAUAUGCCGUCGAUGAGUACGUGCUACACGGUGGACGAACGGAGAGGAACUUUGCACGAAAUCGAAAGUCGAAAUCGAUACUUUAAACUGCAGGCCACCACCAGCUUAUGAUCGACAGAUUUGCGGGGGUUUUAGAAAGGGUUUUUUAAAUACUAACAUUCCUAUCUAGGUCCUGGGAGGGAUCCUUUAAGUUGUAAAUCGCCAUAUUGCAAAACGUUUUGAAAUUUUUGCACAGAUGUUUCAACCGAUUGGUUAUUUAUAGGGUUUCACAUUUGGAAAAGAUGUGUGUAAAUAUUCACUGUAAAUAUAAUUUGGAGAGUUUGUUAAUUUUAAUUCAACAAUUGUUAAUAGAAAUUUUAUUAGUAUUUAAAUCUUAGGAUCCUCUUUAACAGUUUGUUAACACUAGAUUUCAUUCACUGCUUGUGCCAUUUUUCAAACCAACUGUUGUAAAUGAUUCGAAAUA
This is a messenger RNA of Sabethes cyaneus, 3734 nucleotides long. RefSeq lists its product as uncharacterized. Gene Ontology annotation, molecular function: protein binding. Gene Ontology annotation, cellular component: extracellular matrix. The transcript has 4 exons. The record is from RefSeq and is a predicted model, not a curated record. NCBI's taxonomy places the organism in Eukaryota, Metazoa, Arthropoda, Insecta, Diptera, Culicidae. Bases 677 to 3382 code for a protein of 901 amino acids.